CUGCGUAAUUUUUUUCUAGAACAGAAAGUUUUGGAGACUCGUUUGUCCAGUUCUCGUCAGUUGCUUAUUUCACAGGAGGAAAAUUUAAGGUCAAAGGAUCAGCAACAAAAGUCACUGAAGGGGCGGCUUCUAAGUGCAGACUUACACGUUAGGGAUAAGGAAGCCAAAAUUGCAUCAUUAAACAAUUUGAAUGGAUUGUUAGAAGAAAAAAUGGAGCAAACAGAUUUUUCAACUACAGAUGCAUUUCAACUGAUAAACCUACCUAGUUUGUUCUGCUUUAAGGACUUAAUAGCAUCUUUGAAAUAUGAAAUUUCGAAGUUGGAGGAAGACAAGAAGUCUCUGAAAGAAACCGUUUCUUUGUUUGAAUUGGAAAGAGUGAAGACAGAUUCGCUUCAACGUCAAACUGACGACGAGUUGCUGAAGUAUCGCUCAGAAAUUACUGCCCUUCAUAAUAAAAAAGAGGAGCUAUCUUCUCGUUUGAAAGAAACUGAGGAACAGUUGGCGGCGUCUCAAAAAUGUUGUUCAGAGCUUGAAAAGAGUAUAAGGGAAUAUCGCAAUACUUUACAAAAAAUGAAGAAAGACGCAGGAGCCUGGAAGAAACAGACUUCGUCUGGAAACAGAGAAGAAGAUGAGAUGGAAAAACAGCAUUUGAUUGAUCGUCUUCAACUUGACCUUGAAGAAGCUUUGCUAAAACAGAAAGCGCUCGUUAAGGAAAAAGAAUCUCUUAAAAAAGAACUGAAUACAGCAAAAGCACAUCAAAACCGAAGUGCCCAGAAAAUUACCGAGCUGCAGCAAACAAUUUGCACCCUUUCUUUUGAAAACAGCCAAACCAAACAACGUUUAGCGGUACUAGAAAAGGUCAGUCUUGAAAAUUUUCGAGCUCUCUUUGUCGGUAAUCGCGUUACCCAGAAAGACGGUAACGUUCUUGGGAAUGUUUUGCAUGAAGAGCUAGAACAGUUACGAGCAGAUAAAAUAUCAUAUACAUCGGAGAGACAUAAUCUUCGGAAACGGAUUGAAAGGGCUGAGAGUGAGCGGCGAGAAUUGGAAGCGCAAAGAGUUCGCUUAGAACGAGAGAGGGCUGCUCUUAAGCAGCACAUAGAAGCAUUGGAAAUUGAAAAACAAAAAAGCGAUACUGUAACGAAACAAACAAAUAUAGAGAGGUUGGCACUGGACAAAUCUUUAUCUGCUAUGGAGAAAGAGAAUAGGGAACUUUACAAGAAUUGCUCACAGUUGCAGAAGCAGAUAGCGCAACUUGAAAAGGAAAAUGGUAGUUAUCUUUUAAAUGAUAGUGCAAAUCAGCGACGACAUGUAGAAUCGCAGUUGCAGAGAGUAACUGCGGAAAAGCAGGAGCUGGAACGUAAGUUAAAGCAAUGUGAACAGUUACACACACAAUCUGUCAAGCUUCUUGAGUCUAAACUAAACAGUUUAAAAAAGCAGCUAGAUGUAGAGAGGAAGCGUCGGGGCAUUUCUGAAAAUCAUCCUGUAAGUGAUACACAAAUACAGGGUGAACUUGAAGCGAGGAGUAGCGACGUUGUGGAGCGGCAAGAUUCUAAGGUUUUGGAUGAAUCUGAUGAAAACGAUCCUCCUGUACCAAAAAGCUAUUUCAAAAAGUAGUU
This is a messenger RNA of Enterobius vermicularis (human pinworm), 1616 nucleotides long. The record is from the annotation of a GenBank genome assembly. NCBI's taxonomy places the organism in Eukaryota, Metazoa, Nematoda, Chromadorea, Rhabditida, Oxyuridae.